Molecule: messenger RNA, 1243 nt
Organism: Bufo gargarizans (Asiatic toad)
Lineage: Eukaryota; Metazoa; Chordata; Amphibia; Anura; Bufonidae
Gene: RIT1
Product: Ras like without CAAX 1
Exons: 6
Coding region: 98-751 (217 amino acids)
Biological process (GO): Ras protein signal transduction
Cellular component (GO): plasma membrane
Molecular function (GO): calmodulin binding; GTP binding; GDP binding
Source: RefSeq, a predicted model, not a curated record
CUCAUGACAUCACCAAAGGUCCUUUAGAGUAGUAAUCAGCUACUCCCAGAGCAACCCGCCAUCUUCUGCUCCACUAACCCCGGCUGUGUGAAGAGAGAUGGAGCCGGUUACCAGUCGCACCAUCGCGCCGGCAUUAUCGGUACAGCCACGGGAGUACAAGCUUGUCAUGCUGGGAGCUGGCGGUGUGGGGAAGAGCGCCAUGACCAUGCAGUUCAUUAGCCAUCGCUUUCCGGAGGAUCACGACCCCACCAUUGAGGACGCUUAUAAAAUCCGCAUACGAAUUGAUGAUGAGCCGGCCAACCUGGACAUCCUGGAUACGGCCGGACAGGCAGAGUUCACAGCAAUGAGGGACCAAUACAUGAGAGCUGGAGAAGGCUUUAUCAUCUGCUACUCCAUCACUGACCGCCGCAGCUUUCAUGAAGUGCGCGAAUUCAAGCAGUUGAUCUAUCGCGUCAGGCGGACAGACGACACGCCGGUGGUCUUGGUGGGGAAUAAGUCAGACCUUUCUCGCCUUCGCCAGGUCUCCAAGGAAGAGGGUAGCUCGUUAGCACGAGAGUUCAACUGUCCGUUUUUCGAGACAUCUGCUGCGUUCCGUUACUACAUUGACGAUGUUUUCCAUGCUCUGGUCCGUGAGAUUCGCAGGAAGGAGAAGGAGGCGGCUCUGGUCAAUGAACGCAAAUGUAAACCCAAGUCAUCUCUGUGGAAGAGACUGAAGUCCCCGUUUAGGAAAAAGAAGGAGUCAGUGACUUGACCGGACUUGGUGUUUGUGGGACUAGCACUCAUCUGGGGAGAUGCAGGCGGAGGCCCAGGCUUCUUACAACCUCUAUGUAAAUAGAUAGCUGGGCAUAUACAGUAUAUAUGAGAGGCCGCACCUGUCUCCCCUUCCUCAGCUGUGAAUUACUAACCGCACAUACUAUAAGGCAUGAGCCCAUGUGGAGGGGACCUUGGACCCAACUUCAUUACUAAUAUGUCCUCGACUGCUGCGCUGACCAGGAAUGGAGCCGUCGAGGUCAAGACUGGAACUGACUGCAUGACUGUUUUAUGAUCAGUGCACUUCACAAGGGCCCCCUCCUCCCAAAUCUGACGUCACUGGUAAGAGGGGCACAUACAGAUCCUGCACACUGAUGGAGGGGGUCCUGUCUGCUCCACAGGUGUUGUGUCCACACCUCUCCUUUUGCACAGUUUUUGUAUGUUUUUCUAAACCUUAUUAACAAUUGUGUAUAGUAAACCUGCUGCAUCCUUA